UCCAGCAGCCUCGGUAGAGCGGGAGGAGGAGGAAGAAGAAGAGGAGGAGGAGGACAGAGCCGUCGUUGUGUGUAAGGAGGGAAUAGUGUCAGUGGGAUGGUCCGGAAAUCCCGUGAUAAAAAGAGGGAGUAGUGAAAGUAAAGGCACUGUGGGCUCGUUCGUUCUCCGCUACUGGCUCACGGUCGCGCCCGAACCCUAUUGGAAGGAGAGAACUUCUUACGUCCGCUCCUAUAUCCUUCAAACAGAAGCUUUAGCUUCUGAGGCACACAUGGAAUCGGCCACAGCUUGAUCUGCUGAGAAAAGAGGAAAAGCAGCUUUUUUGCCUUAGCUGCGACUUAAAGGGAACGCGGAACUGCUGGAGCGCAGCCACCGAGAAAGCUGCAGGCUAAACCUCAGGAAUUUGUCUCCACCUGACUUGCAUGUGAGAACUGCUCUGGUGGGAAGGAAUCUAAAGCCAUCAUCAUGGAAUUUGUAAUGAAACAAGCUUUAGGAGGGGCUACCAAAGACAUGGGGAAGAUGUUGGGAGGAGAGGAGGAGAAGGAUCCUGAUGCUGCCAAGAAAGAAGAAGAACGACAGGAGGCACUCCGACAGCAGGAAGAAGAAAGGAAAGCGAAAUAUGCCAAGAUGGAGGCUGAACGAGAAGUUGUGAGGCAAGGGAUUCGGGACAAGUAUGGCAUUAAGAAGAAGGAGGAAAGAGAAGCAGAGGCCCAAGCCGCUCUGGAAGCAAAUGCAGAAGGCAGCCUGACGCGCCCAAAGAAGGCCAUCCCACCGGGCUGUGGAGACGAGGAUGAGGAGGAAGAGGAAAGCAUUCUAGACACCGUUAUUAAAUACCUGCCAGGUCCGCUCCAGGAUAUGUUUAAGAAGUAAACUGCGACAGACUGCCAGCCUGUCCAUGGACAGUAAAGCAAUGGAUUUCUCAUUGUGACCAAUGGGGAAUUUAGACUUACCACCACCUCUCACGCCCCCUUCCCUUCCCAUGCUCUGCUCCAGUCCCCAGCCAUUCCCUUGAGCCCUCCCCCCUCCCUUCCAUUCCUGAUUUGGUACAUCCUCACUUCUAGACGAUGCCUCUAAAGGGAUGGAAAAGAUUAAUGAGCUGCGGUCUACACAACUUUUUAUUCUUCUUCUUCUUAUUAUUAUUAUUCUAAAGCCAUAGUUUUACAUGUGUUUUUAAACAAAAGGGCAGGUGUUACCUUAAACAGAGAAAGGGAGAGGGGCACUUUUGGUUUGCCUCUUCCAGCCAAAAAGUGAGCUAUAGGUUGCUUCUCCCAGCCCAGGAAGAGUUCGGUCUAACAAGGAAUUAGGCUGUCCCCAUCACAGCAUAGGAGAGAGAGAGAGAGAGAGAGAGAGAGAGAGAGAGAGAGAGAGAGAGAGAGAGAGAGAAGAGCGAAGAUAGUCGUUUUUUUUAGUUCCGACAGUCUCUGAAAAAAUAAAACCCUGUUUCAGUACAAGUAGUCCUCGUUUAGUGACUGCCUUGUUUAGUGAGCAAUCACAAUUACAGCCGUGAAAAAAUAACUUUGCAAUCAAUCCUUGCACCUGUGGUCUUUGCAAGUUUGUAAAGCAAAAGAAAGCUGAAGGAAGAUUGUAAGCACAGUUGCAGGUUUACUUAACAACCACUUUGCUUAACAACAGAAUUGCCGGUCCCAAUUGCGGGUUGCUAACGAGGACUAGCUGUAAUUUUUGUGAGGCCUAUCAAAAUGUUUGCCUAUGUAUUUUCCUUUCCUUUCCUUUCUUUUUUAUUCUCCCUGUACUUCAUGGUUUUGUUUGCCCUCAGGGACAUCAUCACAUACCUUAAGAUAUAAGACUGCCAAAUAUCUUUUUUUUUUUCUGUCACUUUCUCUUACACACAUAUUAUGUUUUGAUUCCUGAUUGUCUGGGGUCAUUAAUGCUAUUUCUCCGUGAUGCAUCAUCCUCAGUCUCAAUUUAAUUUGUUGCCCCUCCUAUUGUCACGGGGGGGGGGCAACUAUUGAUCAGUGUCCCAAUUAGUAUGAUAUCUCUUCUAAUCAUCUUAUGAGCUUAAGUUCAGAAAACUGAAGUAGAAGUAGAAGCCAGAAUCAGAUAGGAAGAGAGAGAGAAGGCAGAGCAUCUGGCAAGGGGGUGGUUGUGACUUCAGAAAGAAAAAUUGAAUAUUCUCCAAAAUACCACUCCGAGAGAAAUAUCCAUCUCCAUCAAAUAACCUUUUUAAUCACAACAUGGGUGACUAUUCAGCUUUGUCUUGAUCUUCUACAUGAAAAAAAUCAGUAGUUUAUAUGGCAAGCGAUGUAUACACAUUUUAUGGAAGAGAAUAGUCAGAAAUAUUUUCUGCUCCAAGUGUAUGUGGGAUAGACAGGCCCACCUGUACUUUUUCAAAGAAUCAAACCUCUCAAAAUCAUUUUUGGCAACCCACUUUUACUGUGAGAAUAGCCAUAACAAAAAGGAAUCCAUUUUAAAUCUAAAAGCUGUUUUCACUUCCUACAGCUUGCUUUCGCCUUUUAGCAUGCUCCUAGUAGGACCAUGAACGGCUUUGGGUUCAACUCUAAAAGUUGGCAACAUUCACAGGAAGGGAUCCUUUCAGUCAGUCUGAAGGAAUUAGCAUUGUGCUGACCCACUUCAAGUCCUGCACCUGAUCCUGGGUUGUGACAUUACACACAUCUCCAGCAAGAGGCCCCUUUUGUAAUUUUGAUGAAGAGAGGAGGUGAGGCCACCCAGCGCUAAAAGGGCAUUUACAUAAUCCUGGGGAAAAAAAUAAUCUGGUUUAAGAUGUCAUAGGCAAGUAGAGUGUCCAAGCUUCUGCAGGUUCAAAAUUACUUUUUGACAUCAAACACAAAACACCACAAAGCUAGGGUUACCAGAUAUCUGAACAGAUGAAGGAAGACACUGAUAAUUGGAAAGGAAGGGAAAGAACAGAUAAUUGGAAAAGCGGGAAAGGAAGACAGAUUAACUUUUAUUUUCUUAGCAUCCACAAAAAAAGAAUUAGUGCAGUGAUAAGCUGCCAAAAAACAAAAAAGACUUUCCCUUACAUGUAUAUAAAAUCACCUUUCUCAGCAUCAGGAACACCCUUUCUUCCAAUCCCCAAAAUGGGCUACAGCCCAUUAAGAGGCAAAAAUGUUCAGCAAGUAACUGAUUAAGAUCUUGACAAUUUAAGAAGCAGCACAAGCCCAGGAGGCAAUUAACAAACUAAGGUCAUAAAACUGUGCUUGUUAACUGGUUAGCACUUAUUAGAGAAACUGUUCUUGGAAGAACAGGUGCUGAAGCUCAAAUACUUUGGCCAUCUAAUGAGAAGAGAGAACUCAUUGGAAAAGACCCAGAGGUUGAGAAAGAUAAGGUGACAGCAGAGGAUGAGAUGGUUAGAUAGUGUCAUUGACAUAGUGAAUAUGAAUUUCGGCAAACUGGGAGACACUGGAGGAUGGGGGGGGGUUGGCAUGCUAUGGUCCACGGGAUCAUAAAGAGUCAGAUACAACUUAGUGACUGAAAAACAACAAAAACAACAGGCAGAGAAAGCCUGUUAGAUAGUUAAAAAGCCAAUAUUUUCUUUUAAGGCUAUGCCUGUUGGAUAGAGGACAUUGAACGCAGAAAGACAAAAAGGAAUUAAUGUCCUUCUUUUGUUGGACAGCUGGUAACUCUAUGCAAGCUCUAGUUAACAGGCAGGUAGAGUUAUCCUGUUAAAGUCCUCUCUUUUUUAUUUUAGCAUAGGGUGUUAGCUACUAAAGUGAGUUAUGAGAGGCAUAGCUUCUUAGAGGUGUUAAAAGCUUCUUCAUUGAAGUUUGAACUAAUCCUAAAAAAAAAAAAAAAAGUCCUUUAACAGUUUAAAACCUGGGAUCAAUUUGUAGGCUAAUAUUCCAUGUCACCAGUUACAGAGAAGCAAACAUAUUCCAGAUAAACAUAUUAGUUAUACUAUUAUUGUAUAUAUACAACACAUAAACUUCCAUCCAAAGAGAAGAAAAGUAAGUAAAUGACAACAAUGGUUAAUACUGUUUCAGAGAGUCCAAUUUGCAUUGGCUUAUAUCAGAUAUCUUUUACAUACUUAGGCUGCCCAUAGUAAUAAAAAUCCUUGUUUUAUAUCUGAUAGCCACUUACUGAAACUAAGUAGAUAAAGUAGAUAAAGCUUGGUUCAAAAUUAGGGAAUGGCUAUAGGUUAGUAGUUCAGCAAUAUUAUAUCUAUUUUUAUUUUAUUUUUUUACAAUCCCAAAUUCAGAUCCUUACUUUUUAAUUAAGAAUAUUUGUCUAUACAGUUCGGUGCUAUCUCAUGAUCAUCUGGAUGUUUGUAGCCCAGAUUUGGCAGAACUGCAAAAUAUUUCUCUGCAUUGCUUCUGUUCUCUAGUGGUUUUGGCAUCAAGUCAACUGUCAGUAAUCCUGCCCACGAUCAGAACUGGAAAGACCAAUAUUAGCCCCUUGAAGCUGAUGUGAUCAGGGAACCACUUUAGAGUUUGAGUAGAAAAUUAUCAACUGAAAUAGAUUCUUGCAAUGUUUCCCAAACUCAGCAACUUUAAGAUGUGUGGACUUCAAAUCCUAGAAUUCUCCAGCAGCAUGAUGGCUGGAGAAUUCUGGGAACCGAAGUCCGUGCUUCUUAAAGAGGCAGAAAUAGAGAAUCACUUAGCUAUUAUAACAGUGUCUUACAAUCCUGAUUAUGUUCUUUCCUUCCCUCCUUAUUAUAUCCUAGGAAUCAGGGAGGAUUCAGCUUAAUCCUUUCCCUGUUUUUGCACAGUUUGUUGUAAUCAUUUCUGAAUAGUUUCCUCAAGGUUUUCUUGGUGUGUCCCUAUAUCUGGCCUACACCCAGUGGGGAAAGACUGUUAUGUCUACUUUAGAAUGGGAAUCAGAGCAGGACCACAUGAUCUGCAGCAUGAUAUGAUAGUGUCACUUUUUGUUGAUAUGGCUGUAUGACUACAGCCUAUGUAGGGAAGACAGAUGUGGGAAAUGUAUAUCAGAUAGAAGAAAUGUAUUAUUACAUUUUUAAAAAACCCUUUCCGUAUAUGUUUAUUUUUAACUAAAAAAAAAAGCAAAAAAAAAAAGCAAACAUAUCUGGGAGUCUCUUGGUGUCCCAAAGUGAAAUAUUUGGUUUGGGGGAGCCUUCUACUAAUUUCCUACACCCCCCCCCAUUAGCCAAAGUAACAUUAUGAGGACCCAGAUUGUUGGGGGCUCUGUAAACCACUUAGAAAGGGCUGUAAAGCACUGUGAAACGAUAUAUAAGUCUAAGUGCUAUUGCUAAGUGCUAUUGCUACAUUGCAUAAUGGGCUACGUAUGGCAAUAAACAAAGUGAAUAAUACAGCUUAUUAAUGGGUUUUAAAGAAAGCAUGAAUGCUCAAAACAUAUUUUGAGUCUUCCUGAUGUCAAUAAUAAAGCAUAGUGGGGAAUCAUCCCAGCAAAUUUUGUCAGGAAAUAAUGUGCUUAAGUGAUGAAUGAUGUAGCCAUAUUGAAACACUUUUAUUUUAAAUUAUAAAGAUAUUCAUUAUUGACAUUACAAGGUUGAGCACAGCAUUCCCAAAAGGGGAAGGGGAAGAGAUCAUUGUACUGUUUUCUUUUAAUCUGCAAUCUUGUGAAAAGAGAAGUCAAUUUCCAAGAUGGGAAACAUUUGGGCAGAAUUUCCUUAACAGUUUUUCCAAAUCCUUUAUAUGUGUUGACAUUACAACUCAUGGAAUUCUGAAUUAAGAAUUAGUCCCACUUAGUUGUAGUUCUAUCAGUGACUUGGUUGGGGAAAUAAAUUUUUCAUUUAGAUAUUUCCUCAGUCACUUACAAUAGGGGUUUUCUACCUUUUUCAGGCUGUGUUACUUAAACAAAAUUUAACUUUAAAAACUAUUAGUUUUUUUAAAAAAAUAAAUAAAUAAAUCUAGAAAUCCAGAUAAGGAAACAAGGUUCUGGUGACGGAAAAAUGGUUGCAUUCAAAUUUUGUUUUUUUAUUUUAUUUUAUUUUAUUUUGCCUUUAGUGUUAGAAACUAUUACAUUCUCAUAGAACUCCAGAACACAGUUUGAAAACUUAUAACAUUUUCCAUUACAAGUUUUAACAGGUAGUUUAUAGAAACCAUUACAAAAAACAUUUUUAAAAAGCCCAGUGUUAUCGACAGGAGCACAAAUACAUACAAUGCAGCUACCAUUAUAGAGAACAACAUUCUAGGGCUACGAAUCCUAAGGUCAAGAAUGACACAUUCCUUACCAGCUUUUCAAAGCAAUUGGGACCCACAUAAUUUUUAUUCCUACAGAGUAAUUCUUCAAAGGAUCAUUGAAACAAUCUAACCCUUUGGGCCCAGCAACCUCAUCCCAUUAAAAGGAAAGGCUCAAUAGAUGCCUUCAUGACAAUGAGGUGAUCUGCCCAAAAUUAUGCAGCCAUCUCUUAAUUUCAAUGGAUUCUUAAUAUACUCAGAUGGGGGAUUAUCAAGUGACAGCUGCAUUGCUUCAUGCUUCUCAGUUCAGCCAGCAAUUUCCAAAUUCAGCAUCUUUUCCUAUUUUUCCAGGCUGGCACAAAGCAGUUACCCGACUUUAUUUCCUUCUUCUUCCUUCUCAGAUUUAGUUGAAGGCUCAGACUGCUGAAGUUUUAUCUUUAGUAUGAAUACAAGCAGCAUCUUUCCAUGUACUAUUUUAACUGAUCUGAGCUCCCCACAAGAAUCUUAGAAAAUGAAAUUUUGCAAAGAUGAAAAAAGAGUUUCUGAUUAGCUUCCUGGUGUACUCUUCUUACCCAGAACUACAGUUCUCAAAAGUUACCUUUAAAUCCAUUUAAACUUGUGAGUGAGCAUGUGCCCUUGGUUGUUUUUUUUUUUUAAAAAUGUAUCCAGGCAUUCAGAAAGCCUAAGCAUGGACAGACAUUGAUGUCUAAUCCCUAUUCCUUUCACACACACACAUCCAACUUUGCCAUCUUGAUGAGGAUGAUAUAAAGGAAAACUCAAGCCAUAUUCCUAUGACCACAAUCAAAUGCACUCUAUGAUCAGCAGAUAUGCCCAAUCAGGGUUCUUGGCUGUGCAAAUCACAUUCAGCAAGAUUCAAUUCAGAUCUUCCCUGUCGUUAAGAUCAGAUUGGAGGUAGAGGAAGUAGGGCUGACUUGGAUCAGAUAUCCCUGCUUUUCCUCCAUGCUUAGAAUUUUAAUUGCCUUGCCAAGGCUAAAUUUCAUAGCAAAUGAAUAUUUGAUUGCUGUUCUUCAAUGCCUGGCCAUUCAUCUAUACAACUCUUCCAUUUUCUAAAUUAAAUAAAAAAAAUAAAAAGAACAAUUUAAACACAGCAGCAAUCAGUGAGAUGGGCAAAUUUGCUUUCAAAGAUGAUGAAUUCCCAUGAGUCAUCACCAAAUUCUUACAUGAUUACCCAAACAGUAUGAGAUUUGACUAGUUCAUGUAAUUUCAGGCAGCUGGGAACAUUGCUUUGUGUUGGAAAAAGUCACCAUCUUCUAUUGUAUUGGUGCAAUCCAGGUCUUCUCCAGCUAUGCUCAUCUGUGUAUUUGGAUUAAAAUCAGUCAGUCCUUGCCAGAUGCAAUCAGUUUUGCCUGUUGCAAAAUCCAAUUUGUCUAAGGCAGAGGUCUCCAAACUUGGCCCUUUUAUGACUUGUGGAUUUCAACUCCCAGAAUUCCUCAGUCAGCAUGCCUGGCUGAGAAAUUCUAGGAGUUGAAAUCCACAAGUCAUGAAAGGGCCAAGUUUGAAGACCCCUGGUCUAAGGGUUGGUUUCAUCCUUCAUUAACAUAAGAAAUAUAUUAUUUUAUUAUAGUUUAAAAAUCAAACCUGUGACAACCAGCUAUAAUUCCUAUCCAUAUACUAGUGUUUUGAAACUGCUUUGAUUUGAGUUCAUUUUGGAGCUUCUGAAACAGAUCAGCUUGUCCCUGCUGAAAUAUAGUGAAUAUUAGUUAUGAUUUUAUCUUGAGUCCAAUAGGAUUUAAAGCCAUAUUCUUUUUUAAAACAAAUAAAUGCAUGGUAGAUCACUGGGGAAAAAAAAAUAGGAUUGGAAAAGAAAGCUGAGCUAAUGUAUUUCUCUUAAAUUAGCUCUGUUACAGUAGGCUUAGAGACAAGCUACAACAAAAUUAUAGGAUGGGAACCUUUCAGGACUGUUCUACUUCAAGCAUUAAAUAGGUCUAGUUUCAGUGUUUUCCUAUAUUAACUUAUUCACCAUCGGCAUAUCAAAAAUAAGGAAAUCAGGAAAAAAAUAUCAUUUGUCCGAUGUGCUACUUUUUAGCAUGCAAGGCUUUUAUUUUUUAAAAAAAGUUUUUCAUUUUUUAAAAAAUGUAUUUCUUCCAUCCCAUACAAUCUGAACCGAGAAAACAGACCCUGGACUGCUGAAUGUGUGGUUUAUAACUGAAAGCAAUGCCAGUUUUGAGGGGUUGUCUCCCUCAAUGUGACUGUAGUUGUGUGAACACAAUUAUAAUGGGCACUUUCUACCUUGAAAAGAAAGAUCAACAAAGUCCCUGGGAUCUCACCUUUUAAUUGGUAUAAAUGUUGGGACCAUUUCUGGAAACGCUGACGUCUAACACCCAGCCAGUCAUUAAGAAGACCAAAGAGAAGCGUGAUUCUUUCCUUAGAUUCUGCAUAUCUUUUUGUUCCUCCGGAAUACAUAACAUUUUUCAACAUUUAUUUUGGUUUUGAAAUUCCAUCAUGAUAAGUUCUAUCUCAGGUACAAAUGCUUUUCAUUGAUUACACAAGUUUGGACAGUGCCCUCAUUUCUGUGUUGUCUCCCCUACAUCUCUGUUUAUCUAAAUAUAAAUAAAGCAGUGUAUUAAUUCCUUUAGGGGUUGGGAGAAGCCAAGGGAUCAGCUAAGUUUGGCAGUGGAGCUUCAUGAAUUUGCAUUUAUCCUUAGAGAAAGCCAUAUAAAAUCAGACUGCAAUAUUAAAUCACAAUGCUAUUCUAUGUUUGAAACAAAGAAACAAACAGGAAGCAAAACCUUAGAUUGUGUGCUAUAUCACUUUGGGAAUUUCCAUCUCUGUUUCCAGGACAAUAUGUUAGCUUUGUUUCCAUCUGCCCUAACUUUCUACCAAGAAACAGCACUCCAACGACGUUUAAUGCAUUCUUCCAAACAGGCUCUUAGAACAUUAGAAUCAAUCAUUAGGAAUCUGUUGUUGUGAACUGAAUGUAAUGUCCUACUUAUAUCUGAUCCUGUUACCUCUGUAUACGUUUGACUCUGUGUUAACUGCGAUUCCCGUUCUAUGUGCUCAGUCGGCAACAUCUUUCAGUCAAUGUCUUUUUAAACCAUGCUUGUUUUCACACUCCACUUAUGUAAUAAACAGAGCAGAACAUGUAAUUAGGUGGGCAUUUUCUAAUAAGGGGGGGAAAGCUCUCCUUUUCUUCCCCCCUCUCUCGAAUGCAUGCAGCACCUUCCAAAUCAACCAGAAGGUGACUUCAAGUAGAGACUUUGUGAAUGUAAAUUUUGUUUGUAACUUGCCUGCUACCUUUUCCUGCAUGAUGUGGGUUCAAAUGGUACCAUGUUCUUUUCAAAUGGAGUCACAGCCAAUAAACAACAACAAACAAGCAAACAAACAGUAAUAAUAAAAGUGAUUACAUACUCUC
This is a messenger RNA of Crotalus tigris (Tiger rattlesnake), 9444 nucleotides long. It is a transcript of the gene CPLX1, whose product is annotated as complexin 1. NCBI's taxonomy places the organism in Eukaryota, Metazoa, Chordata, Lepidosauria, Squamata, Viperidae. The coding region runs from base 463 to 867 and encodes 134 amino acids. Gene Ontology annotation, cellular component: SNARE complex; terminal bouton. The record is from RefSeq and is a predicted model, not a curated record. Gene Ontology annotation, biological process: neurotransmitter transport; regulation of neurotransmitter secretion; synaptic vesicle exocytosis. The transcript has 4 exons. Gene Ontology annotation, molecular function: syntaxin binding.